This is a messenger RNA of Peromyscus californicus insignis, 7824 nucleotides long. RefSeq names its product SRSF protein kinase 3. The coding region runs from base 224 to 7561 and encodes 2445 amino acids. The record is from RefSeq and is a predicted model, not a curated record. Gene Ontology annotation, cellular component: semaphorin receptor complex. Gene Ontology annotation, biological process: regulation of GTPase activity; regulation of cell shape; spliceosomal complex assembly. Gene Ontology annotation, molecular function: semaphorin receptor activity; protein kinase activity; protein binding. The transcript has 47 exons. Lineage: Eukaryota; Metazoa; Chordata; Mammalia; Rodentia; Cricetidae.
CCUUGGCCAGGCCACUAUUGACAAAGCUGCCAGCUGUGGUGGAGCCCGGUCGCCAGGCCCUUGCCCCCUCCCCGUCUCCUUCCUCCCCCAGGGCCAGCAUGAAUGGGGCUGAGCCUCGACUGUCUCCCUCCCACUCAGGACAAUGCCCCCCACAGCCAUCUUGUGCCCAUCGCUACUGCCCUGAGGCAGCUGAUGUGAGGAGACCCCAUUUCUGCACUCCGUAAUGGUGGCUCCUGUGAUGGCUCCCUGGCCUCUCUUCAGCCUCCACCUUCUGCUGCUGUUCCUGCUGCUGCUGCCCUUGACCAGAGCCCAUCGCUUCUCUGUACCCAACACCAGCUUCAACCACCUGGUGCUGGAGCCAGGCCAGGGCACACUCUACGUGGGUGCAGUGAAUCAUCUCUUCCAGCUCAGUCCUGAGCUGAAGAUGGAGGCUGUGGCUGUCACUGGCCCUAUCAUCGACAGUCCUGACUGUGUGCCUUUCCGUGACUUGGCUGAGUGCCCACAGGCCCAGCUCACUGAUAAUGCCAACCAGCUCUUGCUAGUGAGCAGCAGGGCCCAGGAGCUGGUGGCUUGUGGGCAAGUGAGGCAGGGUGUGUGUGAGAAGCGGAGCCUUGGGGAUGUGGCUCAGGUGCUGUACCAGGCUGAGGACCCUGGUGAUGGGCAGUUUGUGGCUGCCAAUACCCCGGGAGUAACCACAGUGGGCCUAGUGGUGCCCUUGCCAGGCCAAGACCUCCUGCUGGUGGCCAGGGGCCUGGCAGGCAAGCUGUCAGCAGGGGUACCACCCCUAACUGUGCGCCAGCUGGCUGGCCCACAGCCUUUCUCCAGCGAAGGUCUGGGACGACUCGUGGUGGGAGACUUCUCAGACUAUAACAAUAGCUAUGUGGGGGCUUUCUCUGAUACCCACUCUGCCUACUUUGUCUUCCGUCGGCGUGGGGCUCGGGCCCAGGCUGAAUAUCGCUCCUAUGUAGCUCGUGUCUGCCUUGGAGAUGUCAACCUUUACUCCUAUGUGGAAGUGCCCCUUGCCUGCCAUGGCCAGGGCCUUAUCCAAGCUGCCUUCCUUGCUCCAGACACAUUGCUAGGCGCAUUUGCAGCAGGCACAAGUCAGGCACAGGCAGCCCUGUGUGCCUUUCCCUUAGCUGACCUGGACAAGAGUAUGGAACAGGCCAGGCGACUUUGCUAUACCACUGGUGGUCAGGGUCCCAGUGGCAUGGAAGAAGCCACCGUGGAGUAUGGUGUCACGUCCCGUUGCAUCACCCUGCCUCCUGACUCCCCCGAGUCAUACCCCUGUGGUGAUGAACAUACCCCCAGCCCUAUCGCAGGCCGCCAACCCCUGGAAGCCCAGCCUUUGCUACAGCUGGGACAGCCCAUCAGUGCAGUGACUGCUCUCCAGGCAGAUGGGCACACGAUAGCCUUCCUGGGAGACACCCAGGGCCAGCUACAUAAGGUCUUCCUAAACAGCUCCCAAGGCCAGAUAUACCAUUCCCAGCAAGUGGGGCCCCCAGGCUCAGCCAUCAGCCCAGACCUGCUGGUAGACAGUAGUGGGGACCACCUCUAUGUCCUGACUGCCCAGCAGGUAGACCGGAUUCUUGUGGCAGCCUGUCCUCAGUUCCCCAACUGCACCACCUGCCUCCAGGCUAGGGACCCACUGUGUGGCUGGUGCAUCCUUCAGGGCAGGUGUACUCGGAGGGGCGAGUGUGGACGGGCAGCCCAGCCAAACCAGUGGCUGUGGAGCUAUGAAGACAACUACUGCCUUCACAUUCAGAGCCUGCUACCAGCCCAGCACCCCCGCCAGGAACAGGGCCAGGUCACUCUGUCUGUUCCCCGGCUGCCUACCCUGGCUAUGGAUGAAUACUUCCAUUGUGCUUUUGGGGACUAUAACAGUCUGGCUCAGGUGGAAGGGCUCCAUGUGGUCUGUGUCACCCCUCCUGGAGAUCAGGUGCCACCUAACCCUCCAGGCUCUGAUCAUGUCAUCUUGCCCCUGGCUCUGAUGUUUGAGGAUGUGGUUGUGGCUGCCACCACCUUCUCCUUCUAUGACUGCAGUGCUGUCCAGGCCUUGGAAGUGGCUGCCCCGUGUCGCACUUGUGUGGGCAGCCUGUGGCGGUGCCACUGGUGCCCCCAGAGCAGCCAUUGUGUAUAUGGCGAGCACUGCCCAGAGGGUGAGAAGACUGUCUACAGUGCUCAGGAGGUGGACAUCCAGGUUCGUGGCCCAGGGGCUUGUCCUCAGGUUGAGGGCCUAGCAAGUCCCCAAUUGGUGCCUGUGGGCUGGGAGAGCCAUUUGGCCCUGCACAUUCAGAACCUUCACUAUUUCCGAGGUGUGCCUGCCUUAUACUACUGCUGGCUAGAGCUGCCUGGAAAACUGCAGAAGCUACCUGCCUUCCUAGAGGAGACAUCCAAGGACUCUGGCCUCAUUCACUGCCAGGCCCAGCAGUUCCAUCCCUCUAUGUCCCAGAGGGAGCUCCCAGUGCCCAUCUAUGUAACCAGAGGUGAGAUCCAACGGCUGGACAAUGCCCAUGAUCUUCAUGUGACUCUGUAUGACUGUGCUGUGGGUCACCCUGACUGCAGCCAUUGCCAGGCAGCCAAUGGAAGCCUAAGCUGCCUGUGGUGUGUUGAUGGCCAGCCUUCCUGCCGCUAUGGGCCGCUGUGCCCACCAGAUACUGUGGAACAGCUAUGCCCUACACCCACCAUUGAUGUGAUUGAACCCCUGACUGGUCCCCCAGAAGGUGGCUUGGCCAUCACCAUCCUGGGUUCCAACCUGGGCCAGGCCUUUAAUGAUGUGCAAAAUGCUGUGACUGUGGCUGGCCAGCCCUGCAACCCUGACGCUUCUCUCUACCGCAUCUCUGCCCGGAUUGUGUGUGUGAUAUCUCCUGCUCCCAAUGGCACUGCUGGGCCUGUCCAAGUGGCCAUUAAGAGUCGUCCUCCCGGCAUCUCAAUCCAGCACUUCAUCUACCAGGACCCUGUCCUGCUAAGCCUGAGUCCUCAGUGGGGUCCCCAGUCAGGGGGUACCCAGCUCACCAUCCAUGGGCAGUACCUCCAGACAGGAGGCAACAUCAGGGCCUUUGUGGGUGACCAACCUUGCCUCAUCCAGGAGCCUGUGUGUCCUGAAGCCAUCAUAUGCCACACCAUGCCCCAAGCAGAGCCAGGAGAAGCAGUAGUCCUUGUAGUCUUUGGACAUGUUGAGCGCAAACUGCUCACCACCCCAUUUCGAUAUACUGCCAAUCCCCAGCUGAUGGCAGCAGAGCCUAGUGUCAGUUUUCGGGGGGGUGGACGACUGAUUCGAGUCAGGGGUAUAGGCCUAGAUGUCGUGUGGCAGCCCUUGCUGUCUGUGUGGCUGGAGGAUGAGGACCAGGUAAAGGCUUUGGGGGGCCAGGGCCAGGAUGUGAACCCAAGGAGGAACUGCGGUGCCCCUGCUGCAGAUCCCCAGGGUUGUAUCCAGCUUGAGAGUGGCUUGCUACAGGUGAGUCCCCUACCACCACUAGCAGAGAAUAGGGUCAUCCCCAGGGAAUGCUUAGUGAGGGGGCAGGGAGGAUCACCAAGACCACUCACUGAUCUGCAUUUCUGUCCCCUCCAGUGCUCCACUCUGUGCUCUGUUAACUCAUCUAGCCUCCUCCUGUGCCACAGUCCAGCGGUGCCAGAUGGGGCCAUGCCAAAGAGAGUCUUCUUUGCCUUAGACAACAUGCAAGUAGACUUUGCCAGUGCUAGUGGGGGCCAGGGAUUUCUGUACCAGCCUAACCCUCGCCUGGUCCCACUUAGUCAUGAAGGAGUCACUCACCCCUACCGCCUCAAGCCAGGUCAUGUCCUGGAUGUGGAGGGCGAGGGCCUCAACCUAGGGAUCAGCAAAGAAGAGGUGCGGGUGCACAUUGGGGAUGGAGAGUGCCUGGUGAAGACACUGACACUUACUCACUUGUACUGCGAGCCACCCCACCAUGCCCCUCAGCCAGCCAAUGGUUCAGGCACCCUGCUUCAGUUUGUGGUGCAGAUGGGCAAUGUGCGCCUGGCUCUGGGCCCUGUCCAGUAUGAAGCAGAGCCCACGAUGUCCACCUUUCCUGUGGAGGCCCAGGUGGGCCUGGGCCUGGGUGCUACUGUGCUGAUUGCUGCGGUGCUCCUCCUCACACUCAUGUACAGGCACAAGAGCAAGCAGGCCCUGAGAGACUAUCAGAAGGUGCUGGUGCAGCUGGAGAACCUGGAGACUGGUGUGGGUGACCAGUGUCGCAAGGAGUUCACAGACCUGAUGACUGAGAUGACAGACCUCACCAGUGACCUAGAGGCCAGUGGGAUACCCUUCCUGGAUUACCGGACAUAUGCUGAGCGUGCCUUCUUCCCCGGCCAUGGUGGCUGCCCACUGCAGCCAGAGCUUGAAGGGCCUGGGGAAGAGGGUCGCUGUGCCACUAUGCACCAGGGCCUCACACAACUCUCCAAUGUGCUCAACAGCAAGCCCUUCCUUCUCACACUCAUCCACACUCUGGAGGAGCAGCCAAACUUUUCCCAGAGGGACCGCUGCCAUGUGGCUUCACUGAUUUCCCUGGCUCUGCACAGCAAGCUUGAGUACUUGACCGACAUCCUGAGAACUCUGCUUGGUGACCUAGCAGCCCAUUAUGUACACAAGAACCCUAAGCUCAUGUUACGCAGGACAGAGACCAUGGUAGAGAAGCUGCUCACCAACUGGCUAUCCAUCUGUCUCUAUGACUUCUUAAAGGAAGUGGCUGGUGAGCCACUGUACAUGCUCUUCCGGGCCAUCAAGUACCAGGUGGACAAGGGCCCUGUGGACGCUGUGACAGGCAAAGCAAAACGAACUCUGAAUGAUAGCCAUCUGCUACGAGAGGAUGUGGAGUUCCAGCCCUUGACCUUGAUGGCACUAGUGGGACCUGAGUCUUGUGGGGUAGCAGGGAGCAGCGAGGUGCAGCGAAUGCCAGCCCGGGUGCUUGACACAGACACCAUAACCCAAGUCAAGGAGAAGAUGUUAGAUCAAGUCUACAAGGGAACCCCCUUCUCCCAGAGGCCUUCAGUGCACUCCUUAGACCUUGAGUGGCGCUCAGGACUAGCUGGUCACCUAACCCUGUCAGAUGAGGACUUGACCUCCGUGACUCAAAACCACUGGAAGAGACUCAACACCCUGCAACACUACAAGGUCCCAGAUGGAGCAACAGUGGUGCUCAUUCCUCAGCUGCACAAUGGUGACACUGUCUCCCAGAGACUGGGCCAGACUGGCUGCCCCUCUGGAGAGAACAUCCCCAUGCUGGAAGAUGGUGAGGAGGGUGGAGUUCGGCUCUGGCACCUGGUGAAGGCCACUGAGGAGUCAGAAGGAGCCAAAGUGCAGUGCAGCAGCCUCCGGGAACGGGAACGAGAACGAGAACGGGCAGGAGCCAAGGCCAUUCCUGAAAUCUAUCUCACCCGUUUACUUUCAAUGAAGAGAACCUUGCAGAAGUUUGUGGAUGACACCUUCCAGGCCAUUCUUAGCGUGAAUCGGCCUGUGCCUAUUGCUGUUAAGUACCUAUUUGACUUCCUGGAUGAGCUGGCAGAGAAACAUGGCAUAGAGGAUCCAGAGACCCUGCACAUUUGGAAGACAAACAGCCUACUGCUGCGAUUCUGGGUGAAUGCCUUGAAGAACCCACAGCUCAUUUUUGAUGUGCGGGUGUCAGACAACGAGGAUGCCAUCUUGGCUGUCAUUGCACAGACCUUCAUCGACUCUUGCAUGGUCUCGGAGCAUAAAGUGGGCAGGGAUUCCCCAGUGAACAAACUGCUCUAUGCCCGGGAGAUCCCUCGAUACAAGAAGAUGGUGGAGAAGUACUAUGCAGACAUUCACCAGAGCUCUCCAGCGAGCUAUCAGGAGAUGAACUCAGCUCUGGCUGAACUCUCUGGGAACUACACCUCUGCUCCCCACUGUCUGGAGGCUCUUCGAGAACUUUACAACCACAUCCACAGCUCUCAGACUUCCUGUGGGCCUGAGUCCUCAGGCUCUGAAUUAGCUCCAGUCACACCAGCACCUCGGUUGCUGCAGGGGCUCCUGGGUUCUGAUGAUGAGGAGCAGGAAGACCCCAAGGAUUAUUGCAAGGGUGGUUACUACCCAGUGAAGAUAGGUGAUUUGUUCAAUGGGCGGUACCAUGUGGUGCGCAAGCUAGGCUGGGGCCACUUCUCUACGGUCUGGCUCUGCUGGGAUAUUCAGCGCAAGCGCUUCGUGGCCCUGAAAGUAGUGAAGAGCGCAGGGCAUUACACAGAGACAGCUGUGGAUGAGAUCAAGCUCCUGAAAUGUGUCCGGGACAGUGAUCCUAGUGACCCCAAAAGAGAGACCAUUGUUCAGCUCAUUGAUGACUUCAGGAUCUCAGGAGUUAAUGGAGUCCAUGUGUGCAUGGUGCUAGAGGUCCUGGGCCACCAGCUCCUCAAGUGGAUCAUCAAGUCCAACUACCAGGGUCUGCCUGUGCCCUGUGUUAAGAGCAUUGUUAGGCAGGUACUACAUGGUCUGGAUUACCUCCAUACUAAGUGCAAGAUCAUCCACACGGACAUCAAGCCUGAGAACAUCCUUCUGUGUGUUGGAGAUGCCUACAUUAGGCGCCUGGCUGCUGAAGCUACAGAGUGGCAGCAGUCAGGGGCCCAGCCCCCAUCCCGCUCCACAGUUAGCACCGCCCCCCAGGAGGUCUUGACUGGUAAGCUGUCCAAAAACAAGAGGAAGAAGAUGAGGCGCAAAAGGAAGCAACAGAAGUGGCUGCUGGAGGAGCGGCUGCAGGACUUGCAGAGGCUGGAGGCCAUGGAAGAUGCAGUACAGGCUGAGGACUCUGGCUCAAGAUUAGAGCAGGGCAGCGGCUCCACCUCUUCUUCAGGCUGCCACCCAGAGGGCACCAGGGCUGGCCCCUCUCCAGCCUCUUCUUCCCCUGUGCCUGGGGGUGACCGCAGCCUUAGUCCCAGCUCACAGACCUCAGGUUUCUCAGGGUCUCUGUUCUCCACGGCUUCCUGCUCCAUCCUCUCAGGGUCAUCUAAUCAGCGUGAGACUGGAGGUCUCCUGUCUCCUAGCACACCAUUUGGUGCUUCCAACCUCCUGGUGAACCCCCUGGAGCCCCAAAAUGCAGACAAGAUCAAGAUCAAGAUUGCAGACCUGGGCAAUGCCUGCUGGGUGCACAAACACUUCACCGAGGACAUUCAGACUCGGCAGUACAGGGCCGUGGAGGUGCUGAUUGGUGCUGAGUAUGGCCCCCCAGCUGACAUCUGGAGCACAGCAUGCAUGGCCUUUGAGCUGGCCACUGGCGACUACCUGUUUGAGCCUCACUCUGGAGAAGAUUACAGUCGUGAUGAAGACCACAUUGCUCAUAUCGUGGAGCUUCUGGGAGACAUCCCCCCAGCUUUUGCCCUCUCAGGCCGCUAUUCACGGGAGUUCUUCAACCGCAGGGGACAGCUGCGCCACAUCCAUAACCUCAAGCAUUGGGGCCUAUAUGAGGUGCUCAUGGAGAAGUAUGAGUGGCCCCUGGAGCAAGCCACACAGUUCAGCGCCUUCCUGUUGCCCAUGAUGGAGUACAUCCCUGAGAAGAGGGCCAGUGCUGCCGACUGCCUCCAGCACCCCUGGCUUAAUCCCUAGAUCUUGCUGGAGCUGUGGACAGCAGGGGCUGUGCUGGCUUUGCCCUAGCUCACAGUGCCUUGAGGGAAAGCAGGCAACUUCUACCACCCUGUGGGAGCUGUUCUCCCACCCUACUGGGUGCUAUUGUGUUCACCCCCUCUCCAUGGCAGGACAGAAAUGCUGAGGCAAAGCCCACAUUUCAGCCUGUCUACUUGUGAUCCUCCUAGAGGGUCCUGAGUGGGAAAAAGUGCCUGUUUCUUUCUUAAUAAAAGUGGGAACUGAAA